CAACACAAAAUUCAUUUUCCCACUUUUAAAAAAAUAACAAAGCACAUUCUCUGACAAAUGCCGCCGCAUAAUGUCUACACGGGACGCGCAAACAAGGGCACGCUCACCACCGUAGAGUCCGCCGGCAAACUGUACAUUGUGUAUGCAUCAGGACAGGAGGUUGUAAUUCACUCUAAUUCACGCCGCUAUGUUCAGUCAGUGUCUCACAUAAGCGUGUCGGAGACAAUAAAGCGGCUUGCGGCAAGCCCGAGUGGCCAACUGGCGACCGUUUCGGGCCACAUCAUAACGGUGUUUGAGGACACGCAUUUGGAUGGCGGUGAAUGGAAAUACGCUUCUCACUUUGCCCUAGAGCGCACGAACAGCGGGGACCUAAUAAAUUGCUGCGAGUGGAUGGACGACCAAAGGCUUCUCUUGGCAAUUGACGAUAUUCUAUCGCUGUGGGCGGUUUCUGAGGGUGUUUGGACAAAGCAGUGGGAACGGUCAGUCGGCUGCCACAUUGACAAGAUUUCAGCGGCAGCUGGCCAGGCAGUAUUUGCCACGGUGUCUUUUGAUAGCCGGAUGGUCAAGGUCUGGCAGAUUCCGGAAAUCGGCGGAUACUUGCGUUUCCACAGCGAUCUUAGGUUUGUGCUGGCGGCAACUAUUGACGCUGCCAUGGAUUAUGCAGAAAGCAGGCUAGGUUCAAACAAGCGCCGAAAACUGGUUUCUGUCAAUGCGCAGUGCCGGCAACGGACGCGAACAAUUAUUCAAGACAGCGACGCGUUGAAUAUCAGCAAGUGCAGCGCUGGCGACAACAGCAAGUCAGCGGCUUUUUUGGCGAUGACGAAGGCAGCAGUACCAAAGCGCAUGGUUCCAGCGAGAAUGCGAUCGAGGGUUACACUUCAGUUGCAAAUUCCACUGUUGGCAGCAACCACUGCCCCACUUCCGAUUACAUAUAUGGUGUGUACAGCGAUGGAUCGAUGGAGGUUUGGGAGUUGUCUCCGCAUACACAUCUAUGUACUGUGGUCAAAGUAAACACUGUAAUCCAAACAGGGGCCGUCCGUGGCGCAGCAAGUUUGCCGAUGACCAGCAG
Messenger RNA from Kickxella alabastrina, 1069 nucleotides. RefSeq lists its product as uncharacterized. The coding region runs from base 58 to 1011 and encodes 317 amino acids. The transcript is spliced from 3 exons. Gene Ontology annotation, molecular function: protein binding. The record is from RefSeq and is a predicted model, not a curated record. NCBI's taxonomy places the organism in Eukaryota, Fungi, Kickxellomycota, Kickxellomycetes, Kickxellales, Kickxellaceae.